AUGUACUAUAAAUGUGGUGAGAUACAUAUGACUCGUCGUAUUUUUGACCGGGUGUGGGUUAUGGAUAAAGUUAAGGGAGAGUUGAUGUUGGUUGUUUGGAUGGGUACACAUGCGGAUCAUUUUAUCGUUGCAGUUUGUGAGAAUAUGAUCAAUGGAACAGGUAUGCAGCCUGGAGACAUUCUCACAGCUUCAAAUGGAAAUACUAUUGAGGUUAACAACACUAAUGCAAUUGGUUCAGGUGUUGAUGGGUAUGACGAAAAUUGUCUCCAAAUCAAACUUUUCUUCUUGCACUUACAUGCAUUGCUGCAAUUGUUGGGCUUUUAG
Molecule: messenger RNA, 324 nt
Organism: Vicia faba (fava bean)
Lineage: Eukaryota; Viridiplantae; Streptophyta; Magnoliopsida; Fabales; Fabaceae
Source: the annotation of a GenBank genome assembly